Molecule: messenger RNA, 785 nt
Organism: Dermacentor andersoni
Lineage: Eukaryota; Metazoa; Arthropoda; Arachnida; Ixodida; Ixodidae
Source: RefSeq, a predicted model, not a curated record
GCACGUAAUCUCUGCGUGCAUUCCCACGUACACUGCAGGUGCUCUUCCCGGAGGAUACCCCGUGCGAUACCGCUGGCUGUGAGCAGGAGGUCUACCGGCUGACGGCCAACCUGGAUGAAAAGGCGCAGCCGUGCCACCACCUGUACAGCUUUGUCUGCGGAGGGACCAAGUGGACUCCGCAAGGGGGCAACACACUAGCCGAGGUGCAUGCCGCCAACCUGGCACGACUGAACGACACGCUGCACAAAGCCGCCACGCUGAUUCUCCUGCCGUCGGCAACCACUACGGGCACCGCCACGCCGCCGAUGUUCCGAGAGUUGUCCACCCUGUUCACCGGCUGUCACGUGGCAUACAGCAUGGAACUCGACCUGCACGAUACUAUGUACGGCUUCCUGUGGGACGUUGGCGUCAGCGCACGCACUUGGUUGCUCGACGCCAACAGCCCUGAACGUCUUUUAGAUAAAGUCGUGGAGCUGUCCCUGAAGUCCGGCGUGCCCAGCUUGCUGUGGUUACACCAGAACCCAGACUCGGGCCUUCUGAGCGUGGAGCCAGCGAGGCCGCUAUUUGCGGGCCCGGUGCUUCGUGACUGCUCGGAACACGACAGCCAAGAGCAGCUCACGCAGAGAGUGGUCAGCGCCAUUGACGAGGUCACGCAGAACGUGGACGAGCUGGCCCACGAUCUGGCGCACCUGCACGCCGAGCUCAGCACGAAGUUCGUGCCUCGCAGAGAAGCCUUCCUCAUGAAGGCCAGUAUAAGCAUUAAAGAUUCAUAUUCACAUUCUUAA